Molecule: messenger RNA, 5090 nt
Organism: Phlebotomus argentipes
Lineage: Eukaryota; Metazoa; Arthropoda; Insecta; Diptera; Psychodidae
Gene: Rpe
Product: ribulose-phosphate 3-epimerase
Exons: 1
Coding region: 106-1056 (316 amino acids)
Biological process (GO): carbohydrate metabolic process; pentose-phosphate shunt; pentose-phosphate shunt, non-oxidative branch
Cellular component (GO): cytosol
Molecular function (GO): metal ion binding; D-ribulose-phosphate 3-epimerase activity
Source: RefSeq, a predicted model, not a curated record
GCCUGCGGUCGCAAAUGCUCGGGUAGCUCGUCCGGCUCCAGGGGCUCCUCGUCCUCCUCCCACUGCUCCAGGAGUCUCUCCAUGUCGGCAUCGGUGUAGUCCCGAAUGUCCUUCUUCGCCCACGAAGGUUUGUUGUUCUCGUCACUCUUCCUGCCGUUCACGGCCACGAGAAAAGCCACCAGCAGACACAGACUGAGUAUUUUCACCAUUUUAUUGCAGGCAGACGAGAUCAAUUUAUGCACAACAACUCUUGUUGACGUCGGCAAGCCAAUUCCAGUUUUAUCAUCGCGGCGACGAACAAUUGGUCGGCGAAAGCGCAGUUGUCUGCCUGAUGGAAGGCGCGCGGCGGCAAAAAGUCACUGUCAGUGCGUGAAAAACAUGCCGCGAGUGUGUGCGAAAAUUGGGCCUUCAAUUCUCAACGCUGACCUCUCGCAAUUGCACGCGGAGUCUCAGCGCUUGCUGGACAAUGGGGCGGAUUACCUCCAUCUGGACGUCAUGGACGGCCACUUCGUGCCCAACCUCACCUUCGGCCAUCCGAUGGUGAAGUGCCUGCGCGCGAAGAUCCGCGAUGCCUUCUUCGAGACCCACAUGAUGGUGGCGGAGCCCGCUCGGUGGAUCGAGCCGAUGGCGGACGCCGGCGUGGACCAGUACACAUUCCACAUCGAGCCCGUGAUGCAGGACGUGGAGCAGGUGUGCCGCAAAGUGCACGAGGCCGGCAUGAAGGUCGGACUGGCCCUGAAGCCGGGAACAGCUGUUGAGGUCGUGGAGCAGUUCGUCUCCUUGGCGGACAUGGUGCUCGUGAUGACGGUGGAGCCGGGAUUCGGAGGGCAGGCCUUCAUGGCGGACAUGAUGCCCAAGGUGGUGUGGCUCCGGGAGAAUUAUCCAGACUUGGACAUCGAAGUUGAUGGCGGCGUGGGACCCAAAAACAUCGAUACCUGCGCUCAGGCCGGAGCCAACAUGAUCGUGUCCGGAACUGCCGUCGUCCAGGCCACUGAUCAGCGUGCAGUCAUUUCCAGUCUUCGGGAUUCGGUCGAGAAGUCAAUCAAGAAGCCUUAAAUCACAAACAUUCCCGCAUUUCCUGCUUGAAUGCAUUUAUAACGCGAAAUUGGACUAUUUCUCAAGAUUAUUCUUAUAUCGAUUUUAUAUGAAAAAUGUUAAGUAGGUAAAUAUGUAUGUAUAAAAAGAGCAAAAAAAAUUGUGAAAAUUUCCAGGGGUUUGUAAUAAAGAAAUGAGCCAAAUCAAAUAGAAUUAGAAUUACUCGAAUAAUGGAGCAAAUAAAUGGGAAUUGCAUUAAGUUUGCAGUUUUGUAAAUUUAAUUACGACAAUAUUUCUAUUAUUAUGUUCCUAGGUAUAAUAAAGAAUUAGGAGACGAAUAAACGGAAAUAAAUUGGACAAACUCGCUGAUUUUUUUUUAAAUUUUAUUUCAUCAUUAAUUUCUUAUAAACUUCAGCCAAUCAUUAUUUUAUUUUUAUAGUUUCUUUACCUUUUAAAAAGAGUUCUUCAUUUAUUACAAAUUUGUUCAUAAGUGGAAUGACGUUAUUUUUGUGUAAUUUUCUUAAUUUUUUUUUCUUUUCUUUAAAUGUGUAAUGCAUGUGAGAAAACAACGCUUUCAAUGAAGAAUUUUUCAUUCGCUUUUCACUUAAUUUCUUUUUCUUGUAAUUAUUAUUGCACUUUCCAUGAUACGUCACGCUUCUUUACAUUCUAGACUUUAUGCUGUUGGUUUUUUUUUUAGAUCUCCCAAUUAUUCGGAGAUUUCUUUGGUGAAUGUAAAAAACGUGAUUAUCGCAAAAUGCCAAUUUAAUUUUUUCAUCUCAUUUUCUUUAUAUUUUUGGUGUCUAAUCUCAAAAAACGUUGAAUAUUCUUUUUUUUCAUCUAUUCCAUAUUUUAUCUAAAGUACUUUUUCCUCCAUAUUUCAAUUUCUAAUAUUUUAUCAAAAAGAACCAAAAAGUUUCAAUCAUUCGAUUUGAAAUGCCUUUUUAUUCCAAUAUUUUCUCAUAAUUCACUUUUCAUUACUUCCUUUAUUUUAUAUUUAUAUUUUCUUUAACUUAUAAAGAUUCUUUAUAUAAUUAUAAGGUAUGUAUAUAUAGUUAUAAUAGUACACAAAUUUAUUUUAUUAUUUUUCUUCAUUUUCAUAUUUUAUAGUUAGUUACGACUGAAUAUUACUUUUAUAUUUUAAUACAAUUUUAUAUUUAGUUUUUCACCGUCAAUUUUUCUUCAUCGCUCUUCGCCAUCGUCGCGCGUAUUUGAGAAGAAGAAAUCAGUAAUUUUGGUCAGUGUUUUUCUUCGGCGGAAAAUUCUCUAGGCCCCUUUUCUCACUUGGGAAACCUCAAUUUUUUUUUUAUUGACGUAAGAUCAAAAUUAUUGAUGUACAUACUUCUGUUAAUCCGAUUAGUUCCAUUUUAUAAUAUUACCUUUCAAUGAUGGUUUUUUUCUCUUUUAGGUUUCUUUUUUAUUUCUGAAUAUAAAAAAAAGAUUUUAUUAUUACUAUUAUAAUAUUAUUAAAUUUUUGACACACAUUUAUCAUUUAAUAUUAUUAUGUGUUAUAUUCUUUUUCUUUUCCUUUCUUCUUUAAUUAAUGUUAAUUGUAUUUUUGCUCUAUCAAAUACACUUUUUUCUUCUCCUUUUUGUCACUUCCGUGAAAUGUCACGACUUCCAAUUAAAAAUGUCAUUUCAGGGAAGAGAGAUUUUCCUUCUUUUUUUUUGGUUUCAUCUGAUCUUUUUUCCGCUUCUCUUUUUCUCAUCUUUUUCACUGUUUGCAUUUUAGCAUAAAGAAUACUCGUUUUUUUUCCUUUGGAAAAACAAAAAGAAAAUCAAUAAAAUCAAAUGGAGCUUGCUUUUUAUGUUAGUUCUUCACACAAAUCAAAUUUCAAGCGAUAAUUCUUCCGACAAACUCUUUUUCAAAUUGUGAAAGAAUGUGAAAAUUCUCGAAAUUUGUCAUCUUUCUUGAAUCUUCACAUUCAAUUAACAUGCAAACUUUCUAGUGAAAAAUUAUAAAUUGUAUUUUUUUCUUCUUCCUUCCUUCUUUUUCUUGUAUUCUAAUUACAAUUGAGGCUUUCUUCGUCCGACCUCAAUUCACAAUUUCUUCUAAAGAAAAUUCCCUCCAAUUUUCCUCAUCUUCCGACUCUUUCUUUUUCUUUCAGAUAAUAACUUAAAAUUUAUCUAUGCAAAUAUUCUAGAAAUCACAUUAAUUAACAAUAUGCAUUAAUAUUCCUUUCGUCAAUUGGUAUUCAUCAUCUUUUUGUGUAAAACUCUUUAUACAAGAAAGUUGAUUUUCCAUUUCUAGCAAUAUAAAUCGGACUGAUUGAUCUGUUCUUGUAAUAUUUAUCGUAUGAGCGUUUAAUUUUUUACUGAUUUUCAUGUGCAACAAUUCUGAGAAAUUAUAUUUUUCUCCACGAAAAUAACUUUUUCAGUAGACACAUUUUUCAAUGUAUUUUUUUUUUAACUUUCAAAGCUAACUUGAAAAGGAUUUUCUUUUUCUUCACUGAGAGUCUGAAUGAUUUGUUAAAUACACUGAUUAGCAGAAUUACGCAAAUAAGUACUUGAAAAUUGGCAAAAAAGGGACUUUUUAUUAAGGAAUUCUUGGCAGUGAAUAAUGAUAUCGCACUAAAGCCAAAUAUUUAAAAAUUUAUAAGGGCGAGUUUCAGGUUAAUUCAGUUAAAAAAAUUUCACGACAGAACGCAACUGAAGCUCUUCAGUGUAUAUAAACUUGCUUUCUUUCACUUCCUGCUCGACUUUCUCUGUAACACUACAAUAAAUUUGCAAAAAUUUGGUUCCUUUCUCUCGUAAUUUUCACCGUCUCUUCACUUGAAUUGUGGAUACUUUUAGUUUUGGGUCUUUGUGCGCUUUUAAUUAUCCGUUUUUUUUCUUUUACUUUCAAGGAUUAAUUGAAAAUAUAUCUAUUAUAUUUAUCUUCAAUUGUAUUUCCCACUAGAGCUAUUUAUAAUGUUUGCAAUGUAUUUUUUUUAUUAGUUUAUGACACAGAUGAUUUCUCUUUUUUUUCUCAGAAAUGUUAGCAAUAAUUGUGAUUCUUUGCAAAUAAAUUGCAAAAUUGUGAAAGAACUUCUUAUUUCGAAAGAAAAAAGCAAUUUUCUGCAUAUUUUCUUAUAGAAAAAAAAACCUUCUGCCUCCCUUUUAUUUGAUUAUUAUUAUUUAUAUCAUUUUGCGCGAAAUUCUGUCAGGAAUUUUUAAUCCAAAUUAUGCAUAUUUAUUACACAUAAAGUAACUAAACAAGAAAUUAUUCACAUUACACAAAAGUUCUUCAUUGAAUAUUUUGGGUGUUAUGAAAGGAGAUGAACAACAUUUAAACAAAUAAUAAACAAAAAUAAUCCGCAUGAGGGACAAUUUACAUUAAAAUAAGUAUUAUUUUGAUAUAAUUACAUAAUAUUCUUAGACACAUUGAUGAUUUUUUCUUUAAUGUUUAUAUGAAGAGGAAUAAAUAAUUUCUAUGAAUUCUCAUUUUCCUGCUUCUUCAUUUUUAUAUUUUUCUUUGAUCUCUUUUACAUCUCUCAUCUCCUUUUGUCGUGCUCACGCACGCGUUGUCGUGUGAGUUUCUUCUUCUGUGUGUAAAAGUGGCACAUUAGUUUUCUUUUUUCUUUUCAUUCUCAGAGAAAAUAUUAUUAGUAAAAUAACAAAAUUAUGAAAAAAAAACAAGAAUAAAUAAAGAAUAAACAAAAUAUCUACAGUCUAUUACAUAACUCUUUCUCUGCAUAUUUAUAACAUUUAUCUCUGUAUCUUCAAUGAUUGAUUGUAUUUUAUGGUUUUUGCAUUUUUUUUGUAUUCAAAAAUAAUAUUUGUGAUAAAAAGUUAGGUAUUCUUCUUAUUACAACUCUUCUCGCUUUCCCUCUUUGACUUAAUAAAAAGGGUAAAUAUUGAAAAAAUAUGCUUGGUUAAUUCAUUUUACAAAUAGAUAUUGGUUUUGUGCUUUUGCUUCAUCAUUUAUCGACCUUUCACUAAAUCUUCACUCAAUUUUUCGCUACAGAUUUUCCACUUUUUUUUUUAGUUCUAUAAAUGUUCCAUUACUUCUUCUUCUUCUUCUUCUUCUUUUUCACCUAUUGGUAAGUAAUUUAUGUUCUUAUCAUAUUCUUUUUUUU